This is a messenger RNA of Dermatophagoides pteronyssinus (European house dust mite), 1923 nucleotides long. RefSeq names its product tyramine receptor Ser-2-like. Gene Ontology annotation, biological process: positive regulation of MAPK cascade; adenylate cyclase-activating adrenergic receptor signaling pathway. Gene Ontology annotation, cellular component: plasma membrane. Lineage: Eukaryota; Metazoa; Arthropoda; Arachnida; Sarcoptiformes; Pyroglyphidae. Gene Ontology annotation, molecular function: G protein-coupled receptor activity. The record is from RefSeq and is a predicted model, not a curated record.
ACAUGUCAGUAAAUUUCGGACAAGGAUUAAGAAAAUAUUGAAUUUUGUUGAAACUAAAGAAAAAAAAUGAAACAAACAACAACAAUGAUUGAUGAAUUACCAAUCAUAUAUGUUGGCAUGGAAGCAUGUGUUGCAUUCAUAGCUAUUAUUGGAAAUCUUUUGGUCAUUAUAGUGUUUAUACAGGAUCGACGAUUACGUAAAGUUACAAAUUUUUAUAUAAUUAGCCUUUCAUUUGCCGAUCUAUUAGUUGGAUCAAUCGGUAUACCAUCGGCUAUAAUGACAAAAAUUGGUUUACCACGUGGUUCAAUGAGAUUAUGUGUAAUUAUGUUAAGUUUAUUGAUCAUAUUAUGUACGAUUUCCAUAUUGAAUUUGGUUGCCGUAUCAAUGGAUCGAUAUUGGGCAAUUCUACAUCCAUUGGAUUAUCAUAAACGGAUUUCCGAGAAGACAGCAUUGGCAAUAAUAUUUGCAUGUUGGCUAGUUGGAUCAUUAAUCGGUUUAUUACCAUUAUUUGGCUGGCAUAAUGAAUAUAAUGAUCGUUGUUAUUUCAUACCAACAAUGAAUUAUAAUUUUUUAAUGUUUCUUUAUUUUGCCACAAUUGUGUUCCCUGCGAUUAUAAUGGCCAUUUUCUAUAUUCGUAUUUAUAUCGUUGUUAAACAACAACUUAGAAUGAAUAAAGUUCGUCAUCUAAGCAUCAGUCAUCAGGAAUCAAGUUUUAUUACCUCGAAUAAAGUUCCUAAUCUAAUAUCAUUGGCAACGAAAACAAAGAUGAAGAAAAAAUUUUCAAAAAAUUACAUUUCAGAUGUAAUUGUUGAAGAAGAAGGAUCUGAAAAUAAUAAUAACUUGGAUAGAGAACAAAAUUCAUCUAUUGAUAUGAUUAAUAAUGGAAAGAAUAUUGGUAGCCAUGUAUUUAAAAAACAUUCAUUACCACAUCUUAUUAAUAGUAGAUUUGAUUAUAAUCAUCAUAAUCAAUCAAAUAAUAUUGACCAUACAAAAUCCGAACCGAAUAGCCGUAAAACAAGUACAAUAUCAAUUAAUAAUCGAUAUAAUCGUCCAAUAUCGAUUAUCGAUUGUACGGGCAAUUAUAAAUGUUCAAAAUCAAAAUGGCGUUCAAUUUUAGCCAUUAUGAAAUUUCGACGUGAUGUUUCAAAAGUUUCUAGUCCAAAUGAUUCAAUCGAAAGUAUUGAUUACCAUUUUCAACAACAACAACAACAGCGUAAUAGCUAUUUUGUCAACAAUAAAUUAAGCUAUAGCCGUCGUGAAGUAAAAAAAGCACAAAAAUUAUUCAUAAUCGUUUUGUUUUUUAUGGUCUGUUGGAUUCCAUUAUAUACAUCGAAUGCAUUCGAAGCAUUCUGUCCACAAUGUCCAAAAUUACCUGCCAGCGUAUUGGAUUUUCUUAUUAUUUUAUCGCAUAUCAAUUCGGCUGGAUCACCAUUUCUAUAUGCAUUCCAUAUGAAAGAUUUUCGUCAGGCAUUACGUCGUUUAAUUUGUAAAGGAGCUUUUAAUCAACGAAAACUUCGUGAUUUACGCCGCGAAGAAUUGUUCAAUGUAAGUGUACAACAACAACAACGAUCAAAUUCUAAUUUAAACCGAAAUGGAUCAUCAUCGCAUACAGUUAAUCAUAAUCAUCAAACAUUCGACAGAAUGAAUCCAAAAAAUUCUGGCAUAAUACAUAAUCCUCAAUUUGAACAUUCAUCGUCACAUACAACAUGUCAUGAAUCACUUGAACAUAUCUUCAAUGCUAUGACAACAACUAUUCAUUCAAAUGUUUGUCCAAAAUCAUCACCAUUAAAAACAAAAAAGACAUCCAAUCAACAUCCUCAUCAACAAAGACAACAAAAAUAUCAUACCAUGCCAUUACUUUCGAAAGAAUCGAUAAAUAUUACAAAUAAUAUGGAUAAAAAUCUUAGUAUUUUAAUCAAAUAG